Molecule: messenger RNA, 27576 nt
Organism: Podarcis lilfordi (Lilford's wall lizard)
Lineage: Eukaryota; Metazoa; Chordata; Lepidosauria; Squamata; Lacertidae
Source: the annotation of a GenBank genome assembly
GUGGCGGGCGCGUGUGCCCGCCCAGCCCGCGCUUCCCCCGGCGCCGCCGCAGCCCCCUGGACGGCCGCCGCAGCCAUGAACCCGUUAUUCGGCCCCAACCUCUUCCUCCUGCAGCAAGAGCAGCAGGGCUUGGCGGCGUCGGAGCCCGAACAGCAGCAUCCGUUCCCGGAGCUUUUCUUCCUUCCCGGCGAGCCCCCGCGGGACUUCUUCGACGGGGAGCUGGCCCCGCCGGACUCCCUCGCCGCCGGCUCUGCCUUCCCGGCCCCGCCGGCCGCCAUGGCGCUCCGCAACGACCUGGGCUCCAACAUCCACGUCCUCAAGACCCUCAACCUGCGCUUCCGAUGCUUCCUGGCCAAGGUGCACGAGCUGGAGCGCCGCAACCGGCAGCUGGAGAAGCAGCUGCAGCAGGCCCUCGAGGAAGGCGGCGCCCGUCGGGGCAGCCUGCAGCGCCGGGACCAAGCCGUGCAGACGGGCUUCGUGGGCCCCAUCCGCCCGCUGGGGCUCCCGCUGGCCGGGGGCGUCGGAAGCGGCGGCGGCGGCGGCAGCAGCAGCUGCAGCAGCCCCCGCUCGGUGGGGCUGGGCACGCCGUCGAGGGUGCUGAGCUCGCCCAGCUGCCACCACCCGGGGGCCCCGCUCACGCCCACCUCCUCGCAGUCGCCCUCGCUGCCGGGCGGCACCUUCUCGUCCUCCUCUCGCUUCUUGCCGGGCACCAUCUGGUCCUUCUCGCAGGCUCGACGGCUGGGGCCCGGCCUGGAGACCACCUUGGUGCAGGGGCCCGGCGUCUCCUGGGUGCACCCUGACGGCGUCGGGGUGCAGAUCGACACCAUCACCCCCGAGAUCCGGGCGCUCUACAACGUCCUGGCCAAGGUGAAGAGGGAACGCGAUGAGUACAAGCGCAGGUGAGGGGCUCGACGGGGCGGGCAAAGGCAUCGUCGCGGUGGGUGGGCGCCAGCCGGCAAGGAGGCCAGUGCCAGGGAGGGGGAGAGAGACGGGCUGGUGGGAGCACUAGGAAAAGAGGCGACGAAGGAGGGCUGCCGUCGCAGGAGCCUCUUAUUUUGCCACUGUUUUUGUUUUUGUUCCGGGCCAGGCCAGCUUUUGUUGGACGACUUCCUUCUCCUUUUCAGUUUUGCCCAAUUCCUCACUUCCCGACAUUGUGAUGCAGUGCAAGUCAUCGUGAUCCACUUUUUCCACACAUGUCAGCAAACAUGCCAACUUGAAUAAAAUAUUGGUGGGGGGGGGGGAGAGGUAAGCUCCACCCCACAUAAUCCAUCACACGUUGCAGAGCAGGCACACCAUUUGAUUCCCCCCCCCCCCAAUUUUUAAAAUGAAUUAAAAAAAAAAUUUAGACAAACAAACAAAAAUCUCAACCUUAUUUGAACCAAUCUUAGUAACAUUGUUAAGUGACUUCCUCGUAUCCCCCGGUUGAAUUUCCAUGUAUAUCAUGCGAACAGUUUUCCCAAACCAAUAUUCUUAUAAAAUUAACUUAAUCACUUAACAUCUUUCUUUCUUUCAAAUUUGCAUGCACACCAUUGGAAUGGCAAUGCCCAUCAACUUUAGGGGGGCCCAGCAGCCCCCUCAAAUAUUUUAGGGGGGUGGGCAGAAAGGACCUCGGCCCCCAGCAAUUGGUUCCUGUGUGUGGCAGGACAGAGUUAUAAAGCAGUUAAAUGAUCUGUCCCGGUUGCUGCUGCUCUUCUUUUUUCCUUUUUAGAAUAAGGGAGCGAAAAGUGAAGUUAAGCCAAGAGCUAUGCCCAACUCUUCCCUGCCACACGGAAGCAUUUUGUGAGUCCCGUCUACUUCAGAUUUCUAUAACUAAGGUGUGACGCCAGUCUAACCCUUCAAAGCUCACCACCCCCUUUUUACCAGUUGGUACCUAAACAUCCCCAUCUUGUAUAGAAAGCCAAUGUUGGGCGAGUUCUGUGUCGCAGAUGCUCACUCAGCUGACUUGCUGCGGAGAGAAGGCACAGAAACCCAAGCCUUUAAAGAUCUUCUGUGUGUGCAGAAUUAUUAUUAUUAUUUGCAGUAGCCACAUAUUAUUUAUAUAGUGCCAUCAGUGCACAUAGCACUCUGCAAAUGUAAACGGCAGAUGUCGGCUUCGUGGCCGGAGGAACUUGCGGUCUGCAUUUAGACGCUGGCUGGGAGUGACAAGGGAUGGAUGUGAACAAAUGCAUUUUUAUACGUCCUGAUGCUUCAUUUUGCUUGGUGGCGAAGACUGAAGGGCCCAAGCUACACACGACAUGCCGGUAUAUCCUUUCUCUGAAAACUUUAUCCCCUUUUGCUGAGAGCAGCAUCCAAGGCAGAGAAAGCUAUGGCAAAUGGAUCAGAGAGGUUUUAUUUCUCUCUUCUCCUCCUGCUGCUCCUCCCAAAGGUACCCAGGGCGGCAAAUAACAAGGGAAAAACCAUACAAACACAUUUAAAACUAUUCCAGUGCAGGUGCAGAUUGGGAAAGAGCACACAACUUGAAAAGGCUCAUUGAGAAAGAGGAAUGUCUUCCGUAAAUGCCGAAAAGUUUGCUCAACCCUCAGCACUUUUCUUAUUUAUUUAUUGUUUAUUUACCACAUUUAUAUGCCACCUUUAUCUUCCAAGGAUCUCAAGAUGGUGCGCAUGGUUCUCCUCUUCCCCUUUUCAUCCCCACAACAACCCUGUGAGGUUGUUGUUGUUUAGUCGUUUAGUUGUGUCCGACUCUUCGUGACCCCAUGGACCAGAGCACGCCAGGCACUCCUGUCUUCCACUGCCUCCUGCAGUCUGGUCAAACUCAUGCUGAUAGCUUCAAGAACACUAUCCAACCAUCUUGUCCUCUGUCGUCCCCUUCUCCUUGCACCCUCCAUCUUUCCCAACAUCAGGGUCUUUUCCAGGGAGUCUUCUCUUCUCAUGAGGUGGCCAAAGUAUUGGAGUCUCAGCUAGGCAAGGCUAAUAGAUGGUGGCUGGCCCAAGGUCACCCAGUGAGCUUCAUGGCUGAGUGGGGAUUCGAACCCUGCUCUCCCAGCUUCUGGCAGGUACCCAUAACUUUUUCCUGAGUUGUGAUGUUUUGAGCAUGUGUGUGUGUGUGUGUGUGUGUGUGCGCGUGCGCUCAGACACACAAGCAAGAGGUAAGCAACUUCUCUUUUCGUAAAUGUGGGGAGUUUUGAGUUAAGCUUGUCUCACUCAAACCUGCCAGCUACUAAGAUCAUUCUCAGACACUCUCCAAGGAAGGCCACCAUCAGUGACCAGAAUCAAGGAUCUCACGGUGCCCAGCCAUUGAAUGCUCACUCCCAAGGGAGGCUUGCCUGGGGCCAACUCUGUUGCCCCUUUGGCACCAGGCGAAGAAGACCUCCUUAUUUUGCCCAGCCUGCUAAGAAGACUCUUUCCGAUACGACAUUUCUGUUUUGUGCUGUAGUGAUGGUAUAUUCUGUUCCAUUUUAUUUAUUAAACCCCUUUUUAAAAAAACAAACAAACUUGUAAGCUGCCUUGAGAGUCCUUUGAGCUAGUAAAGCAGAGCAUUGGAUGCUUAAAGAAAACAUAGGUACCUUUGAAGAGGUAGAAAGAUUUGCAGGGUUGGCUAAGUUCCAGGAUGUUUAAACAUGCCAGAACUGCAGGUGCCUCUAGCUGGGCUUCAGUGCGGGGAACCAGGUUAAAAAUCUGUGCCUGCAGCAGUUUUUCAGGCAAUUGGGUUGCCGGGAAGAGGACCGAUGAAUUGCAAUGCACUUUUGUACACUAGGGAAGGUACAUCCUACAGAGGCAGGUGAAUUUCUGUGAUCAUGGGAGAGAUAGAGGGAUCCCUGUCAAAGCAUCCUUUAGAAGAGUAAGAGGGACAACAUAGGAGCAGCUGCUCAGAAACAGUAUUUUUCUUUCUUUCAGUGGGGCUACUGCUACUUUUGUUGGCUUUAAGCAUGAAAGAUACCAGGAUGGUAUCUUUUAUAAUUGGCCAGUAAGUAUUUGUGCAUCUGCCUAAUAUCUCCGUAUUGUGACCAGUAGUGGAAUUUCCCUGUGGAUGUGGCGAUGCUCCCACAUGCUGCUGUAAGGGAAAAGUGUCAGGUCCCUCUUCGCACGUUUCACAAGAAGUGUGAGGCGGAAGAUGCACAAGUCGUGCACGUUUCUACCAUCUCCACUUCUUUGCAGGAUGCAACCUUUGCUCCUAAACUGUAGUAGCUAAUCCAUGGGAGAACAUGGGGAAAAAAUGUUAAAUCACGAGAGGAAGGGGUGUUUUAACUCUUUUCAUUGUGCUACAUUUGCAGCUGAAAUCAUCCCUUGCCUUGUGGCUUUUAAACUUAGGAGGGGGAAAAACCUUUGCCCACUCCCCCAAUGGGACUAAAUGCAGCUUUGACAGGAUGCAGAGGAUGAUUUAACUUGGAUAAAUAAGGUGAAGGUCAAGGACCCCUGGAUGGUUAAGUCCAGUCGAAGGCGACUGUGGGGUUGCGGCGCUCAUCUCGCUUUCAGACUGAGGGAGCUGGUGUUUGUCCACAGACAGCUUUCCGGGUCAUGUGGCCAGCAUGACUAAACUGCUUUUGGAUGGAAACCAGAGCGCACAGAAACACUGUUUACCUUCCCGCCGCAGCGGUACCUGUUUAUCUACUUGCACUGGUGUGCUUUCGAAUUGCUAGGUUGGCAGGAGCUGGGACAGAGCAACGGGAGUUCACCCCGUCACGGGGAUUCAAACCGCCAACCCUCUGAUCAGCAAGCCCAAGAGGCUCAGUGGUUUAGACCACAGCACCACCCGCAUCACAUUCAUUUGGAUAAAUAACAAGGGCAGAAAGGGUCAAGUAACGCCCUUCUCUUCCUGUCCCACUUUUUCUUUUAAAUAGUUCAGCCUUGAAGCUCCCAUAUCAUACCUUUUUUGUUUACUGUGUUUGGGGAGGGAGAGCAAAGAAGAGUUAUGAAUAGUGUAGAGAAAGUUAACAGAGGAAUUAUUCUUCUCCUCCUCAUUGCAGAAGUCAGUUUAGGACAGGUUUUGUAAUUAUUAUUAUUUUUAAAGUGCUGAGCAUACAUAGUGCUAAAUGAGAGCCUUUCUUGUGAAAUAUCCCUGCCUGUUCUUCAUUGAUAGUGUUGCUAUUUAACAAUCCCUGUGCCUAAUUGUUACAGCUGCAUAAUCACAGAAUCAUCAAGUUGGAAGGCAUCUCAGAGAUCAUAUAGGCUAACCUUCCUGUCCAAUACAGGAAAGCUACUUCAGACUACAAUAGCCCUGAUAGGUGCCCAUCCUGGCCGUACUUUUUAAAAAAGAGUCCACCUCCUUUUGAGGCAGUCCAUUCUGUUAUCAAGCAGCUUGCACCACCAGCAAGUUCUUCCUAGCAUUUUGUCCAAAUCCAUUGUCUUGACAAUUGAAUGCAUUGGUCCGGGUCCUGACCCUCUGGAGCAACAGAAAACAAGUUAGCUCCAAUGCUUGUGCUACAGCCCUUCAGAUAGUUGGCUGUCAUGGCACUGCUCAAUCAACUCUUUGCCAGGCCCAGGCAUCCUCUCCGCAAAGGACUCCAUCUCUGCGCUCAUCAGCGUUGUUCAUGCCCACCUUUGGCCAGGCUCUGAUUCAUCUUCUUCCUUCCCAGAACUGGACAUUACUCCUUGCAAUAUAUAGUUUGCCUCUCUUGCCGGAAAGGCUGUGAAACUCCUUGCACGGCCUCCUUUCUUAUCCAGACAAGAUUAGAGGCAAGCUGAUGAUAAUUCUGGCAUAGCUGGAUCAGAAGCGAGUGCUUUGAUGAGAUGGAGCCAAUUGCCGCUCACUGAGCUUCCCUCACCCCCAUAUUUCCCCCCACAUAAAGCCCGGAUCGCUUUUCCGAAGGUCAUCCUUGUUAGGAUUUACAUGACCAACCUUUGAGAGCUGUUUCUGGUGGAAAGGCAGGAGUUAAAUAUGCGUACAUGUGUUAAGAAAAAAACAGCUUUGGGACGGGCCAUUUCAGAAGCAGCAGAUUCUGGUCCUUAGCCAUUUCCUCGUCUCCUUCUCUGCUCCAAAUGCACGUUCACCCUUGCAAACGUAUUGUUUGGGAUCCUGUUCUGUUUAUGUGUGUGAAUGUGGCAGGUGAGAAGAGGAAAGCAUCGUGGCCAUGCUUCCAUUACAGAUUCCCCACUCAUUUCAUAGAAUCAUAGAAUCAUAGAGUUGGAAGAGACCACAAGGGCCAUUGAGUCCAACCCCCUGCCAAGCAGGAAACACCAUCAGAGCACUCCUGACAUAUGGUUGUCAAGCCUCUGCUUAAAGACCUCCAAAGAAGGAGACUCCACCACACUCCUUGGCAGCAAAUUCCACUGUCGAACAGCUCUUACUGUCAGGAAGUUCUUCCUAAUGUUUAGGUGGAAUCUUCUUUCUUGUAGUUUGGAUCCAUUGCUCCGUGUCCGCUUCUCUGGAGCAGCAGAAAACAACCUUUCUCCCUCCUCUGUGUGACAUCCUUUUAUAUAUUUGAACCUGGCUAUCAUAUCAGCCCUUAACCUCCUCUUCUCCAGGCUAAACAUGCCCAGCUCCCUUAGCCGUUCCUCAUAAGGCAUCGUUUCCAGGCCUUUGACCAUUUUGGUUGCCCUCCUCUGGACACGUUCCAGUUUGUCAGUGUCCUUCUUGAACUGUGGUGCCCAGAACUGGACACAGUACUCCAGGUGAGGUCUGACCAGAGCAGAAUACAGUGGCACUGUUACUUCCCUUGAUCUAGAUGCUAUACUCCUAUUGAUGCAGCCCAGAAUUGCAUUGGCUUUUUUAGCUGCCGCAUCACACUGUUGGCUCAUGUCAAGUUUGUGUUUCAUAUGUUCAUGUUCGUAGAGCACGAGACUCUUAAUACAAGGAUUGUGGGUUCGAGCCCCACGUUAGGCAAAAGAUUCCUGCAUUGCAUGGGGUUGGACUAGAUGACCCUCGUGGUCCCUUCCAACUCUUCUGUGAGUCUGUGAUGUGUACUUAGCCUAGGUGCCUGUGAUGCUUUGGGGGUAAAUUCCUGGAGACGACAGGCCCAGCCUACGACACACGGGCCUGAUGCAGAAAACCAAAACGGCAUCUUCUUUCCAUUAACUAAUGCACAGUACCAUUUACCAGGAUGUCUUUUUCUGCUCCAGAGAGGAGGAGCUACAGAGAGGGUUGCAAUAUCUCUGCACGCACAUAUUCUGCCCAUUUCCUGUGUCCUUAGCGGCAGCCUGACGCAAGGUGAUCUGCUGAGGGCAGCUGUCCUGGUAACAGAGAGGAAGUGAUGGCAAACCGUUCACCUGCUUAAACGAUCUCAGCCAUGCUGUUGUUAAAAACAGAGGGGAAGGACCAGUGAGAACAGCAGCUGGAAACACUGAACUGCACUGGGUACAUGGGGAAUUCGGACACAUGGGCUGUGCACAUGAGAGAGAAUGUUUGUGCGGAGCUGUACGAUGCUCACGUCUCUCAUAGCGAGAUGAUAAUUGCAAAGAGCUUUGUGCAAUUAGGGAAAGCACUAAAUAAACACUAGGAAAAUAUGCUGACAUGCGGCAUCAUCCAGGAGCCAACCAGUUACUGAAAGAGCGGCCUAAUAAUUGAACUACUCCCUCCUUCCCUUCCUUCCCCUCACUUGUGAUAUCCUAAAGGAAAACUGAAUUCACUAAAUGCCUUGGUGUUUGGAGAUUUCUCUCUGUGUGUGCGUUGGAAUUUGCAAAGCUGCAAAGCUGGCAAAGGGUCCAAUGCAGAGAACCGAGAUGACUGUGCAGAAUGGCUGAGCACCAUCGAUGCCAGCAGAAUAAACAUUUUUGGAACAGGGAGGGAUUUUAAAAGGCCAUCUGCUCAGUCUCCCUAACUUCAUUAAAGUUCAUUACAAAAUUAAGACUUAUUAGAUGUGUGAUUACCCCCUCCCUUAAACUUGACCACUCUUUUGUAACUUAAUUCCUUUGUAUUUCAUUCAGCCUGAGAAUAGCAAUGGUGAAGAGGAGCAGUUACCCCCCCGCCGCCUUUUUUUGACAGAAAGGAGGACACCUCUGAACCACUAACUUGUAUUGAUUUAUACAAUUUUUAACUACCACAGAUUCUUCCAGAGGAUCCUGAGAACUGCAGCUUUGUUGUUUGUUGUUGUUUAGUCGUUUAGUUGUGUCUGCCUCUUCGUGACCCCCUGGACCAGAGCAGGCCAGGCACUCCUGUCUUCCACUGCCUCCCGCAGUUUAGUCAAACUCAUGCUGGUAGCUUCCAGAACACUGUCCCACCAUCUUGUCCUCUGUCGUCCCCUUCUCCUUGUGCCCUCCAUCUUUCCCAACAUCAGGGUCUUUUCCAGGAAGUCUUCUCUUCUCAUGAGGUGGCCAAAGUAUUGGAGCCUCAGCUUCAGGAUCUGUCCUUCCAGUGAGCACUCAGGGCUGAUUUCCUUCAGAAUGGAUAGGUUUGAUCUUCUUGCAGUCCAUGGGACUCUCCAGAGUCUCCUCCAGCACCAUAAUUCAAAAUUGCACCAUAAUUGCAGCUUUAGUAUUCACUGAAAAUCUGUGGGAGAUCUUUAACAGCCCCUGCCUCUCAUAGUAAUAGUAUUCUCAGGAGUCCCUAGGGAGAUCUGUUGCCCCACCCACCCACUUGUAGAUCUGUGUGUGCAUCGGAAAUACCAGGGACUGGAGACAAAGAGCUGAUACUUCCAUGGUUUGCUGGUGAGCUUCUCUGAGCCACCAGCCACGGCUGGAAACAGAGAAGUGGCCCCGAAUAUGAUGCACCAGGGGGAUUCUUAUAGUCUACCACAGGCAUGUGAGUGAGGAACAUCAGAGGUAUCUGGGAAACGCCCCAGAUGAAAGCUUUAUAGGAGACUUUAAGCUGCCCUGUAGACAUCUUAAAGGUGAAGGGACCCCUGACCAUUAGGUCCAGUCGUGGCCGACUCUGGGGUUGCGGCGCUCAUCUCACUUUAUUGGCCAAGGGAGCCGGUGUACAGCUUCUGGGUCAUGUGGCCAGCAUGACUAAGCCGCUUCUGGCGAACCAGAGCAGCGCACAGAAACACCAUUUACCUUCCCACUGGAGUGGUACCUAUUUAUCUACUUGCACUUUGACAUGCUUUCAAACUGCUAGGUUGGCAGGAGCUGGGACUGAGCAAUGGGAGCUCACCCCGUCGUGGGGAUUCGAACCGCCAACCUUCUGAUCGGCAAGUCCUAGGCUCUGUGGUUUAACCCACAGCGCCACCCGUGUCCCUGUAGACAUAUUACAUGAUAGCUGUUGUUGCCUCCAAACUAGCUCUCUGCAGUUUGCUGCUCCCAGAGUUACAUUACAAGUACCUUGCAUCCUUCACCCAUAGGAUAGCUCAUGGGAGACGAGACUCUUAAUCUCAGGAUCAUGAGCCCCACGUUGGGCAAAAAGAAUCCUGCAUUGCAGGGCGUUGGACUAGACAACCCUCGUUGCCCCUUCCAAUUCUAUGAUUCUGAGUAGAUAAACUCUAAAUCUGGAGCUAGCUAAGAGCUGAACGCUGUUCAGACUCAACGCCCCGGACUGGAGUCAGCUGUUUUCUAUUAGGGUUCCUGUUCCAUCCUUUCCCUUGUUGCUCUGAGUUGAUCAUGUCUUGAGGGAAUGAAGGUUCGUUGGCAGAAAGGCCUCCUGUUGUUUCAGCGGCUUGGUCUCUUUGGGGACCGGUUCCCUGCACCUCUUGCACCCCUCCCUUUCGUCUUGCAGCUUCAAAAGCAUCUUCCUGGGAAGGAGGAGCUGUGGGGUCACUCAAGGAAACGUCUGCUUUCCUGGGCUGCUCUGCUUCGCCUGGGCUGGGCUGAGGGGGGAGGAGGGAACGUUGCAGUCGAGACUAUUAUUAGGAAAUGGUGCAUUGCAGAUGAGAGUGCGAAUGGGGAGGUGGAGGCGGGCGGUGCGGGAUGGGGAUCAGGAGACGAGGCCGGAUGUGAAGGAGGCUUAAGAGUCGCCUUCUGAUUCCAGUGGGCCACUCUCAGAUCAGUGUUGCUACCUAGGAAGCGUUUACUCCCAUUUUCAGCAAAGGAAGCUUAAGGUACCAUUCCUAACGUUGGGUUAAGGCAGGACAGGAAGUGUGUCCUCUCGUCCCAGAUCCGAAGAACCAGUAGAGAGCGAACAGGAGAUCAUUUCAGAAGGGCCAGGGUGGAAAUAGCUGAGAUAAAAGAACUGAAAUAAUAGUUUUCAAUACUGAAACCAAUUCCUAGCAUUCUGCUGCUCAGUGCUGGGGCCAACCAACAGAACUCAGGAUGUGGAGAGAGACUCCACUCUCAAAGGCCGGUGUUGCUCUUUGUGGGCAGGAAAUGGGUACAGACUCUGCUGGUAUCUCUGACUAUGUCUACUUUUUGAGUGUUUUGACUGUACAAAUGACUGCUAGACCCCUUUUUAAAGAGGAAGUGGGGGAGUAAAGCAGCACAUUCUGGGUUGCUCAUAUCCUCCAAUGUUUAUCUGAUGAAAUAGGGGCAUUCUAUUCCAUGAUACUAACGAUGGUAAUAAUAAUACCCCGCCCAUUGGACUGGGUUGUCCCUGCCACCCGGGGGGGGGGCUUCCAACAUAUAUAAAAACAUAAUAUCAAGAGGGAGGACAAGAGUAUAGACUCCCAAGUGCCCCUAUUUUCCAGGGACAGUCCCAGAUUUACAGAAGCCGCUCCGGUGUCGGAUUUGAUCCCAGAAUGUCCUUUAGGACAUCCCUAUUUUCAUCAGAGAAAUGUUGGAGGGUAUGGAGUUAUGCAACCCUCCAAGCCAAGGAGAUGCAACCUUUAGAAGACAUCUGAAGACAGUCCUGUAUAGGAAAGGUUUUUUAUUUUUUUAAUGUUAUAUUAUGUUUCUGCAUAUGUUGGAAGCUGCCCAAAGUGGCAGGGGCAACCCAGUCAGAUGUGUGGGGUAUAAUAAUAGUUGUUAUUAUUAUUAUUAUUAUUAUUAUUAUUAUUAUUAUUAUUUAGGACAUCCCUAUUUUCAUUGGAGAAAUAUUGGAGGGUAUGGGCCUGGAUCUUCCUCUACCUAUGGCAGCUAUGUUGUACUCACCACAUGGAUGGAACAUAGCAAGAUGUGCAAGCAGAAAAAAAUGCAAUACUCCUGAUAAUGUGGAUGGUCAAUUAUAGCUUACGGCCAAAUAGCAAUGAUUAUUAGGUGAUAGGAGCCACAUGUCUGAAAGCAGGAUUGCAACCUGAAUUGGAAUAUCUCAAGAUUACUAGUCCCCACCCUCUAAUAACAAGCAUGUGCUAUAGUUAUUAUUAAGCUUUAUUUAUAACACAUAAUCUCAAAAAGCAGAUCUCUCAUGCUUUUUUAAACAUAGAAAGGCAGCCUGUACCUAGAUACCUUUUGCGCUGCCAUUUCUUUUGAUAGCAUGCUAUAGAUAGCAGGCCAUGGAUUCAGGUUUAUUUUUCCUAGGACAGGAGAAUGAAGUAUCCUUAAACAAAUUUUGCAGAAACGACAUGUUUUCUUCUCUGGAGACGCAAGCUCUCUGCCUGUCUCUUCUUCCACAUUUCGCCUCGCUGAGUCACCCUUCCUUUCUCAUAUUCUGCCUCAUUUUCUGUGUUCCUCCCCAAACCAUGAGUAAUCGCCUGUUUGUUUUUGUCCUAAAUGGGUGGGUGAGCAGGCAAACUCUUAUGGCAUAUGAAGCAUUUGGCUAGAGGUUUGCCAGAAAAGAAUUCCACUUAUUUUAGGCAAUGAGAAAUGCCAGCGCAGGCUGUUGCUUCUGGAAGGAAGGAGACUUUUCAAGCUGGUUCUGGGAAGUACUAAAAGGUUUCUGGGAGAGGGGAAGAACAAGCUUUCACGAAAGCCCCUGGAGAUAAAGAUCAAAUCGACAUCUGAGCAGAUUCUUUCUCCUCCCAGUUUCCACAGAUAGAAGACUAUCUCUCCAGCCAGUUUAGUGGGGCACCACAAAGCAUUACAACACAGAUGCUGAUCUAGUUAUGAGAUAUAUGAGAUGCAUUUGUACCUCCCCUGGCUGUGUGUGUGUAAUAACCUGCUUUUAUAUGGGAAUCUUGCAAGAGAAAAGCUGAUUUGGAAGGCAGGAAAACCUUUGCCUCUGAAACCAUUUAUUAAUGGGCUGGAGGAAGGAAUUAUUAUUAUUUUAAAUAUUUUUAGCUCACCCCUUAGUAAAAUGCAAAGCUACUGGAGUCAAUUCCACAUCUGCAAACCUUUAUCAAGAAAUUCCCUUCAUAUCAGCUAGACCAUCGGUAGGCAAACUAAGACCCAGGGGCCAGAUCAGGCCCAAUCGCCUUCACCAAUCCAGCCCGCGAACGGUCCGGGAAUCAGCGUGUUUUUACACGAGUAGAAUGUGUCCUUUUAUUUAAAAUGCAUCUCUGGGUUAUUUGUGGGGCCUGUCUGGUGUUUUUACAUGAGUAGAAUGUAUGCUUUUACAGUGGUACCUCGGGUUAAGAACUUAAUUCGUUCUGGAGGUCUGUUCUUAACCUAAAACUGUUCUUAACCUGAGGUACCACUUUAGCUAAUGGGGCCUCCCGCUGCCACCAUGCCGCCACCGCCGUACAAUUUCUGUUCUCAUCCUGAAGCAAAGUUCUUAACCCAGGGUACUAUUUCUGGGUUAGCGGAGUCUGUAACCUGAAGCGUCUGUAACCUGAAGCGUCUGUAAGCCGAGGUACUACUGUAUUUAAAAUGCAUCGCUGGGUGAUUUGUGGAGCAUAGGAAUUCGUUCAUUUUAUUUUAUUUUUUCAAAAUAUAGUCUGGCCCCCCACAAGGUCCGAGGGACAGUGGACCGGCCCCUUGCUGAAAAAGUUUGCUGACCCCUGAGCUAGACCUUUAAGCUGCUUGCCUAGACCAUAAGACACUGGCCAGGUAUGCUUUCGAUACAAAGAACCAAGGAAUUCCAAAAGUGGUUUGUGAUAGAGGGCACUGGGUGUAGCUGUGCCUGCUGUUUGAAGAAAAAAUGUUGACAAUCCUGUUCUGUGCUUCUAAGGCAUCUCAGUCUAGAUGACCUAUUGCUUUCUUUCCCACUCUGCACUUGACGAUUCAGUUGCUUCCUCACAGAUAUUUUGUGGUAUUGUUCAUAAGGGAUCAUGGAAGUGUAGAGUUGGAAAGGGACCUGAGGGUCAUCUAGUCCAACCCCCGGCAAGGCAGGAAUAUGCAGCUGUCCCACACAAGGAUCGAACCUGCAACCUUGGCAUUAUCAGCACCACGCUCUAACCAACUGAGCUAUCCAUGCCCUAAGUGCAACCUUCUUUUCACCAACCGCAUGCAACAUGUUGAGCAUCAGUGGCUGAGUAGAUCUGAAGGGCAUAGAAUGAACUAGCAUAUCUUUGCCGGAGCGGCUCGAGUUAGCAAAGCAUAAGGGUGUUUAUUUAAGGUAUGCCCUGCAGUUCAGUUUGCAGUGAAACCCCAGAGCGGCUCUUUAGCAUGACAGCAACGUGAGCUGUCCCACUCAACUGCAAUAUUGCAAAACCUCUUGCAAUGAUAAACCUCAGUAGGCUUGCUAGAGCGGUCCAGGCCAGUGCAGCUGUGGACAGAUGGUUUCUAUAGCAGCAGCCAAAGAUUUACAACCAGAAUGUUUUUGUGGAAAUCUUAACAUUUUGUGUUCCUCCUGCUUUUAAACCAACCUACUUCCCUCAAACGAAAUGAUCCAGAAAUGUAAUACUUCUACUGCUCUUUCUUGUUGCACAUGAGAUAUGGGCCUCUGGAGGGAGGAUUGUGGCCACGUUGCUCCUUCUCUUGUCCUGCUGUUGCACUGCUUUGUGUCAACCCAAAUUCCUGGUUUAUGUUCCCAGUAAGCCAUAGAACAAACCUGGGCUACAGCUCUUGAUUUAUCUGGAAUGAGAUAAGUCAUGAGCUCAGUUUGGGUGCAAUGCUAAUAGUAAUAGUAAUAAUAAUAAUAAUAAUAAUAAUAAUAAUAAUAACAAUAGCUUAAGAAACAGUAAUGCGGCAGCAGCUGGACUAGCAAAGCAACAGCAAUAUUUUUGGAACCUGUUUCAUUUGUGCUAAGCCAUAGUUUGGUUUGGCAUUUUGUGCAAACUGGGCCAUUUUAUGCUGAAAUGAUUCAUUUUUACUAUAGAAAUAUGUUUGAUGUUAAUUUCUCUCCAUCCCAUCGCCGCCCCAAUUUUAUUUUCAAAAUAUUGCAACAGCAUCCAAGCUCCUGUUUUCUUAAAAUUUUGGCCCAGGUAAGCCACAUUCUGCAACAAGAAAAGCAAGGUUCUGUUACUUGCAAUGCAAAGAUACCACCUUUAUACAUUUAUUUAUCUGGUCUAUUUUGGGGGAAAUCCCGCAAUGUGUUUAAGUCUUUACUCCGCUAACUAUACAUUGGAAUCUACUUUGGAUCAAUACUGAGUCAAAUUUAAAUGACAGGUACGGACUUCAAACCGGUUUUGGACGAUAUAUCGCCCAGCCCACAUACAUCCUCUCUUUCAAAUAUGCUUGCAGACACACACUUCCCACAGCUGAUCCAUGCGGAUGCGCUGAUCAGGGAGUUACCAGUACACACACAAACACACACCCUCUUUGCUCCUCAAAUGUUUGAUAUUGUGACUGCGGAGGACAGUUUGCAUCACCAACAGGGCGCUGGGCUUUUCUCCCAGUAGGACUGCGUGUUAGUUGGAUUCCCACCUCCCACCCCCGCUGCUGCCCAAGUUGGUUGAGUCUUGGGCGGCCUAGAACUUGAACCCAUAGCUAUGUAUUAUUUAUUUAUUUAUUUAUCCCUCUCACCAUUCUUUAUGAUCACACUUUCAUCCAGGGAUGUUGAAUAACUUAGCAAAAAAAAUAUCAUUCAGUCGAAAAUCGUAACAAUAGCAUGCAUCAAAAUCAUCCUCCUAUUAGUUAUAAAUAACAGUAUAUACUUUUGUCCCUACUCAUUUAUCCUAAUUUUUUUCUUCCCCUUCCUCCCUCCCCUUUAACCCCUUUCCCCAAAACUUAUUCUCUCUUCAGAUCUUUAACCAUGUGCACAGAUUACAGUAUUUUUUGCUCUAUAAGACUCACUUUUUCCCUCCUAAAAAGUAAGGGGAAAUGUGUGUGCGUCUUAUGGAGCGAAUGCAGGCUGCGCAUCUAUCACAGAAGCCAGGAACAGCAAGAGGGAUUGCUGCUUUCACUGCGCAGCGAUCCCUCUUGCUGUUCUGGCUUCUGAGAUUCAGAAUAUUUUUUUUCUUGUUUUCCUCCUCCGAAAACUAGGUACGUCUUGUGGUCCGGUGCGUCUUAUAGAGUGAAAAAUACGGUAUUCAUUCUAAUUUGGAUGCUUGGGUUGGCUUCCCCCCGUGCUAUCCAAUUCCUAUAACUUGUCCAUUUAUUCAAAAUCUUUUGACAUUUGUUUUUCCAUGUAUCUUCUGUCAUUACCUGUUCAAAUAUAUCCCCAUAGCUAUAUGAAUCCCUGUGUAGCGCACGUCCAUGCAUAGCUAUCUGGCAGCAGUAAAAUGCCACUCGGUAGUCCGGGGGACAGCUGAGUGCCAGCUAUAGUUGUGAAGGAAGGAUGAGGGAAUGCAAGCCUUGGGCUGCCCAAAAACUGAUGAGGUUAGACAUACCCAGCGGCCUGAUCCUGCAGAGCAAAGGAAGGAGAGGCAGGGCUCAUCUGUCGAUGUGGUUUAUUCUGGGGUAGCGAGUCUCUUGCAGUUGCUAAACAUAGUUUGUGGUCGCUCUCUUCGGUUUUCGGCCGGUGGGAUGUGAAUUCAGAGCAGCAGGGUUAAAAGCCUGUGUGGCAAAGCCUGCCAGCUGUCACUGCGGCACAUUCCAGGGGGUGCCUCUGCUUCCGUGCCAGUCCCUCCCGCGUAGCACAAAGCCCGUGCAAAACUUCCUGUGCCAGCACCGGUUUCGCCAGAGGGAGGGUUGCACCUGUCCUCCCAGCAGUAAAGGUAAAGGGACCCCUGAUCGUUGGGUCCAGAGCAGCGCACGGAAACACCGCUUACCUUCCCACUGGAGUGGUACCUAUUUAUCUACUUGCACUUUGACGUGCUUUCGAACUGCUAGGUUGGCAGGAGCAGGGGCCGAGCAAUGGGGCCCCUGUCGCUGGGAUUUGAACCACCGACCUUCUGAUCGGCAAGUUCUAGGCUCUGUGGUUUAACCCACAGCGCCGCCCACGUCCCCAGUGUAGGAAUACUAAAGGUAAAGGGACCCCUGACCAUUAGGUCCAGUCGUGGCCGACUCUGGGGUUGCAGCGCUCAUCUCGCUUUAUUGGCCGAGGGAGCCGGCGUACAGCUUCCGGGUCAUGUGGCCAGCAUGACUAAGCUGCUUCUGGCGAACCAGAGCAGCGCAUGGAAACGCUGUUUACCUUCCCGCCGGAGCGGUAACUAUUUAUCUACUUGCACUUUGAUGUGCUUUCGAACUGCUAGGUUGGUAGGAGCAGGGACCGAGCAACGGGAGUUCACCCCGUCGCAGGGAUUCGAACCGCCGACCUUCCGAUCGGCAAGUCCUAGGCUCUGUGGUUUAACCCACAGCGCCACCCGCAUCCCUCCUCCCAGCAGAGCCUGAUGCAAAAACAAAUUGCCAUGUCUUUGGUCUGUUUGUCUCGCCAGGUGGGAAGAGGAGUAUACGUUGCGCGUUCAACUGCAAGACCGAGUGACUGAGCUGCACGAGGUGAGGAUCACCCCUUCCCCUCCGACUCCCUGAAUCCUGGGCCGGGGUCUCUCUAAGCGCUGACCUGUCUAUAUGUCUACCUCUCCCCUAGGAGGCCCAGGAAGCAGAAGCGUGUCAGGAAGAGCUGGCGAUGAAGGUGGAGCAGCUUAAAGCAGAGCUGGUCGUUUUCAAGGGGCUGAUGAGCAAUGUGAGUCUACGUACUGCAUCCCCAAAUGUGCACCCUGGUUUAUUUUGGACCACAGACGGCUGGCAAGUGAAGACAUGUAAACUGGCAUAGUCCACAGCAGGGUGGAUUUGAUUUAAAUCAAUUCGAUUUAAAUCAUUUUUUAUUUUUUUUACAGAAAGACUCAUUUUUGCUGGUAUCAUCUUAAUAUUGAGAACCAGACAGAGUGGAUAAAAAUCAAUGCUUUUUAAAAAUAAAUAAAUCGGAUUUAAAAAAAAUAUUUAAAUUGGAUUUUUUUGAGUUAAAUCGGAUUUUUAAAAUAAAAUGCUUUUGGAGGAAAAAUCCUUCGAAAGAUAGUUUUCUCUUAAAGUUACAUUAUAGUUACAUUAUAGUCCAAAGGCUAUAUAUAUAAAUAAGGAUUUGUUUUAAGUUUUUAAUGUGUGCUAAAACUCAAAGUUUUUUUUUAAUUGUUUAACCACAUCAGUUAACAAACACCAGUUUAAAAAAAAAUCCGAUUUAAAUUUUAAAAAUCAUAUAUAUAUAUAUAUAUAUAUAUAUAUAUAUAUAUAUAUAUAUAUAAAAUCCACCCUGGUCCACAGAGAAUACUCUGUUGCUGGGAUGGAGUGGGGUCCCUAUGGCCUUCCAGUUGUUGUCGGUCCAAAACUCCCCUCUAUUACGACAAUAAAGGCUGAGUGAAUGAAACUUCCAUCUUCUCCCUGACCAUUGGCCGUGCCUACUGGAAUGGAUGGGAUUUGGGGUCCUGGAGACCCACAACAUUCCCACACCUUCUGUGCUACUUGUCUAUACAAUAUGCUGCCCAACCACUCCAUGCUUAAUGUGAGAGUUCGUGAGGUAACAUCAUUCACACCAGAAGCUUCAGAGGACCAUACUGAGCAAUCCCCAUCUCCCCCCCACACACACUUUUCCUUUUCCUUUUCUCCUUUAAUUAAGAAAAGGUUUCAGUCUUAUUUCCUUUAUCUCUAGUGAGAAAAGGAGAAAAAGAAAAGAAAAAUGAAAAGGCACCAAUAUGUGUAGGAAAAAAAUAUGAAUGUACACGGGGAAAAAUACCCUGACCCACACAUUCUUUUUGGAGGGACGCGGGUGACGCUGUGGUCUAAACCACAGAGCUCAGGGCUUGCUGAUCAGAAGGUUGGCAGUUCGAAUCCCCGCAACGGGGUGAGCUCCCGUUGUUCGGUUCCUGCUCCUACCAACCUAGCAGUUCGAAAGCACAUCAAAGUGCAAGUAGAUAAAUAGUUACCGCUCCGGCGGGAAGGUAAACAGCGUUUCCAUGACCCAGAAGCUGUCUGCAGACAAACGCCGGCUCCCUCAGCCUAUAGAGCGAGAUGAGCGCCACAACCCCAGAGUCGUCCGCGACUGGACCUAAUGGUCAGGGAUACCUUUACCUUCACACAUUCUUUUAUGAAUGUGAUAUUAUUAUCCUAAUAUAUAUGCAAAUAUUAAUAGCCUACUACUUUUUGUAUAAACUCAUUCCAAAUACAGUGGACCCUCUAGUUACGUACCUCUGUGGAUACGUAACUUUUGGGUUAUGUUCGCGGCAAACCCGGAAAUGUAUACUUCUGGGUUUCGCCAUGCACGCAUGCGCAGAAGCGCUCAAUUACACCACGCACAUGUGGUGUGCCUCUGCCUACGGACUUUUCGGGUUGCGGACAGACCCCCAGAAUCAAUUUAAUUCGUAUCCAGAGAGUCCACUGUAUUGUCACGUUGAUCCAAGCAAAGCCUCCAUCUGCAAGCAGUCCGUUCAUAAGGGUACAGAGGACCUUACGUAACGAUCCCUAACUUUCCUUUCUCCCCCCCCCCUCCUCUUUUUCUUGUGCGCUGAGCCAGAAUCUUACCGAGCUUGAUACCAAAAUCCAAGAGAAAGCCAUGAAAGUGGACAUGGACAUUUGCCGGCGCAUCGACAUCACGGCUAAACUGUGUGACGUUGCCCAGCAGCGCAACUGCGAGGACAUGAUCAAAAUGUUUCAGGUGAGAGGCACCGGCCCCACUUCCCACCUGUGGGGAAGGGCCACAGCGCCCCCCCACACCUUUCCCAGGGGGAACGGAACCCCCCUGCCACCCAAACCUCAUUCCAUGUAUUCACCUCAGUCCCCGGGGGAAAACCGGCAGGCAGUUUGAGGCUAGCCUUCACGAGACCCUCUGUGAGGAUGUGCGGUAGGAACCCUGUACCCCCACCCCACCCCUGGUCCCUGUCAUCAUCUCUUCAGGGCCCCCCACCUCAGUCUCUUGGCAGGCUCCGUCAGGGAAGCAGCCGGAGAGGGAGACAUGGUGGAAGUGUUUGUGUGUGCGUCUCUCUAACACCGUCUCUCCCCUCUCCUCCCCGCCCCCUUUCUCUCUCUCUUUCUUUGUCUUAUUCACUCACUCACUCUUCUUUCUCUUGCUUCCCCUAUAGAAUCAGUUGGUUAGUUGUUGUUUGUUUCUUUUCUUCAUUGAGCUGGAAAACUAUGCGAGUUAGAAGCUUUUCUGUAAAAAAAAAUAAUUAAAAAUUUAACUGUAAUUCCCGGCAUUUUCCUCUUUUUCCUUCUGGACACCUCUGUCUUAAUCUUGUCUUCCCAACGCCAUCUUUGGGGUGUGAUUGGAGUUCCCUUUACUGUGAACCCUCAUCAGAUUCCAUCUUUCCAUUGCUUAGUUUUUAAUUUUAAAAAAAUAAAGGUUUCUAAAAAUUGCAUUUUAGCCAUCGCACCAUCUUUAACCUGGUCAUAAUAAGCCCGUCUCUCUCUCUCUCCUCUCUCUCGAUAUCUCCGUUUCUCUCUUUUGCUCUCUUCCUUCCUUCUUUCUCUCUCUCUUUCUCCACAUCACCCUACACCACCCCAUUCCCUCUCCCAUCUCUUUCCACCCACCCACCUCCAACCUCCAACCCAACCUCGUUCUGUAGUCUCUGCACUUGUCUCCCAUUAAGGUCCCAGCCACGAUGGGGCGGAAGCGGGAGAGGAAGCUGGUCAGCGACGAGGACACCUCCCUCUCCGAGAGCGAGACUUCAAAAAAACUCGAGGAGGAGGAAGAGGAUGAGACCACCGCCAUGAGCAUUAAUGAGGAGAUGCAGAGGAUGCUGAACCAGCUGUGAGUUUAUCCCUUGCUUCUGGAGUUACCUUCUAGUAGGGCCAAGUUACUGGUUUGUUGUUGUUUAGUCAUUUAGCCGUGUCCGACUCUUCGUGACCCCAUGGACCAGAGCACGCCAGACAUCCUCCACUGGCUCCGCAGAUUGAUCAAAGCUCAUGCUGGACCCCUGACCACUAGGUCCAGUCAUGGCUCGACCUCUGUGGCCCUUCGCCUUGUGCGCUCCAUCUCGCCUAACAUUAGGUCUUGCCAGGAGCCGUCGUACAGCUCUUGGGUCGUGUGGCCAGCAUGAGUAGAGCCUCAGCUUCAGGAUCUGACCUUCCAGAGCAGCACUCAGGACUGCCACUUACCUCCCGACCGGAGCGGUACCUGAUCUUAUCUAGUCUAUGCACUUCGAGACGUGCUCCUUCAGAACUCAAAGCAUCCAGGCUUGGCAGGAGCAGGGACCGAGUUAUGGUCCAGCUCACUUCCAUCAUCGACUGGGAAACUACAGCUUAACCGCACGGACCUUCUGAUACUGGUUAGGGUCGCUAACCCGGCUCUGUGGUUGUGGGAACCCACAGCAGCCAUUCCGUGAUCCUCUGUGGCUAUAUGCUGAGAUUGCCAGACCACAACUCCCAUCAGGCCUGUCCGUGGCUGAUGGGAGUUGGGAGUCCGACAACAUCUCAACAUCACCACAUUGUGCUACCCUUGUGGUUACAUUUUGCUCCCUUUCUUUAAUUUAAAGGAGGAUUAAUCCUGGGGAUAGGUCUUAUAAGAGCAUUACGUGGGGCUACCAUUGAAGGUGACCCGGAAACUCCAGAAUGCGGCAGCUAGACUGGUGACUCGGAGUGGCCACUGAGACCAUAUUACACCGGUCCUGAAAGACCUACAUUGUCUCCCAGUACGUUUCCAAGCACAAUUCAAAGUGUUGGUGCUGACCUUUAAAACCCUAAAUGGCCUCAGCCCAGUAUACCUGAAGGAGCGUCUCCACCCCCAUCGUUCAGCCCGGACACUGAGGUCCAGCUCCGAGGGCCUUUUGGCAGUUCCCUCACUGCAGGAAGUGAGGUUACAGGGAACCAGGCAGAGGGCCUUCUUGGUAUUGGCAACCCUAUGUGGAACGUACUCCCAUCAGACGUCAAGGAAAUAAACUGUCUGACUUUUAGAAGACAUCUGAAGGCAGCCCUGUUUAGGGAAGUUUUUAGCGUUUGAUGUUUUAUUGUGUUUUUAAUAUUCUGUUGGGAGCCACCCAGAGUGGCUCGGGAAACCCACCCAGAUGGGCAGGGUAUAAAUUAUUAUUAUUAUUAUUAUUAUUAUUAUUAUUUAGCUGUCUCAUGUGCUUUCAAAAAAGGCAAAGGACUUCCUUGCAGUCUGCCUUAUCGUCACAAUCAUUCUUGGGACACCUGCCCUAAAUUAGUGACUAAAUGCCAUCCAAAUGCCACAUCUAUGAAGCCUUCAUUUGCUAGAUGAAGCCAGCUUUCUCGCAUGAAGGACUGCCUGAAGGAGGAUGGGUGGUGGUGCAGCUGUCCUGGCUGCUGGACCUAGCAUCCGAUCGAGAACAUCUUUCCCCCCCACCCAAAAAAAUUUUUUUAUUAGUUUUCACAGUAUUAUAAACAAACAAACAAACAAACAAACAAACACACAAGACAAACAAACAUAAAUCAUAGCCUUAUUGAAAAUUACACUUAUUAACUUUGUUAAGUGACCUCCUUGCUUCCCCUUAGUUGAAUUUCAUUGCAUGUCCUUUUAACGGUUUUCCAAAUCCCAAUUCUUAUGAAAUUUAACUUAAACAUUAACAUCCUUAGAUCUCCACAUUAUGGAAUUAAACAUAUUAAUUCAUAACUUAACAUAAAUAAAAUCCUAAGCCAAGUAUCUGCAAGCUAUUUUCAGUUAAUUUAAUUUAACAUAUUUAACUAAGUAAUCAUUAAAUUUAUUCCACUCUUCCUGAUACUGCUCCUCCUUCUGGUCACAGACUCUUCCGGUUAGGUCGGCUAGCUCCGAAAAAUCCAUCAUCUUCAUCUGUCAUUCUUCUAUCAUUGGUAAUUCUUGGGUUUUCCACUUUUUAGCUAACAAAAUACGAGCAGCAGUUGUGGCAUACAAAAAUUUAACAUCUUUCUUGGAGAUCCGAUCGAGGACAUCUAAGACGGCCGCUCCCAGAACUGAAGUUGCUGGGAUGGUCCCUCGCAUGCCAGUCCCAGUACAGCAACAUAGCGAAGUCUCUCCUCCUCUUGCUUCUGGGCCUGCCUGCCCACCGUCUCUUUGCUGAUAAUGCGGUUCCUUUGUCCCCAGGAGGGAGUAUGACUUUGAAGAUGACUGCGACAGCCUCACCUGGGAGGAGACUGAGGAAACGCUGCUGCUGUGGGAGGAUUUCUCUGGCUAUGCUAUCGCUGCAGCUGAAGCACAGGGGGAGGUAAGCGAGUGGCCUCUUUGGAGCUCCUCCUCUUGUCAGUGUACAUUUCCGCGCAAGACUUUCUCCAUUGUUGUUGAGUGGGUGCUUUGAGUCGUGCUUGAAGGUUGGGCACAAAACCAAACCCAAACCAGUCAGAAUUCUUGGCCAAGGGACUCAUAGGUUUCCUUGGUUUGCAGAAGAAGGUGUCCUUGUUUUGCUUCUUAAGGAAGGGGCAGUAAUAAUAAUAAUAAUUAUAAUUGUUAAGUUGUGGGUGAACAUAUCAGACAACACAGCGAUUCUUCAAACAUCUCUUGUUUAUUCAGAGGCCAGAACAGAAGUGAACUGAAGGGUUCAGUCAGCCUGCUUAUAUAGAGCUCCAGUACAACGUAACUGUUACGAUUUUCUAAAACUAUCCAAUCACUGAAUGUCUCGAUCCCUUAUUUGCAUAACUAUCUACAGUAUCCCCCUGCUGGCCCAGGGUGAGAACUUCAGUACAUAACAAUAAUUAUUAUUUAUUAUUUAUACCCCGCCCAUCUGGCUGGGUUUCCCCAGCCACUCUGGGCGGCUUCCAACAGAAUAUUAAAAUACAAGACUCUAUUAAACAUUAAAAGCUUCCCUAAACAAUGAGCUAAGCAGGGUGUGAGGCCUGGCCACAGGGCGAAGCCUUGCGUUUAGAGGUUUUGCCCACAGAUCUUGAAGCGGGUGCUGUCGAAAUCUGACCCACUAAGGCUGAAGACCUUACCAUGAAAGAUAGGGGGAGGAGGUUAUCUCUUUGCUUCAAACUAUGGUCCAGAUCCAGACCAAGCCCAUUUCACGGGCAACUUGCAUUAGGAAAAGUUCCCAUUAAAGCAAAGAGGCCUGUUUUGCAAUGCAAGUUGCAAGCACAGGAAACGCUUUCUGGAUCAGGACCACAGUAGAGGAGAGGGUCAAAAACCCUGAUCCAAUUUGGGCCCGUUGCAAAAAAAAGGCCUAUUGGACCUCUUUUUCUUCCACUGCAAACCGCAGGCGUGGGAUUUGCCUGUGUGGAUGUGUAAUAAGAAUAAGAAUAAUAAGAAUAAUUUAUUAUUUAAACCCCGCCCAUCUGGCUGAGUUUCCCCAGCCACUCUGGGCAGCUCCCAAUAAAGUGUUAAAAACAAUACAGCAUUAAGUAUUAAAAACUUCCCUAAACUGGGCUGCCUUCAGAUGUCUUUUAAAAGUAGGAUAGUUGCUUAUUUCCUUGACAUCUGAUGGGAGAGUGUUCCACAGGGCGGGCGCCACUACCGAGAAGGCCCUCUGUCUGGUUCCCGGUAACCUCACUUCUCGCAAUUUCUCUCCCCAGAAAUGUCCCUGAUCUGGAUUGGGAGCAAUUCCCUCCAGAUUAAAAGAAACCCAGUGUCAGGCAUGGAGAGUUCUCUCCUCCCCGGUAGCUUCAUAGGCAAGAAUCACAAGCCGUUUGUAUUUUAUAGUCCUUUGAAUUCAGUCAUCUGGUUGCAAAGCAAGAAGCCAUGUCUCUCCACAAAUAGAGGUGUUGGCUACUCUGAGCCCUUCCCCUUGCGUCCCCAGCAACAUCCCAGGCGCCAACGAGAAGUUCCACCCCUCUGCAUUCUCUGUUCUCUAAUACGGCUGGACCUGCGAGCCAGAGAGGAGCAGGGAUGGUCCAGACUCCCUAGGGAAGUCUCUGCUGGCUGUUCCCUCCUUUCCCCCUCUUCUUCCACUAUCUCGUAGUUCGGCAACUCCUGGGGAGGCUCUCCUACUGAAACUGCUGGGGAGAAGGGGGGCAAAUCGUUCACUUCUACCUCCUCCUCUGAGAGAAGCUGAUCUGGCUGAGGAUAGCCUUCCCACUCCUCCUGUUCCAACCAUUCCCUGACACCCUUCCUUCAGCUAAUACCAUGGGUUGUAUGGCUCCUGCCCUCUGUGCCACUAUGUGCUCUCAGCAGAUGCGCCGGCUUGCCUCCACAAUGGAGGGGGCUGCGCCAUGAGAUGUGCUCACGCCAUGCACACGCACUGCGCAGCAUGCACGCAUGAUGUGAGCAUGUUGUGUGGUGUGCGCAUGUCACUGCGGGAUAUUGAGGGGGCCCGCCCCCUCCUUGAACAUUUUGGAGGGGGGACGAGGCCCCUUGGCCCCCCUCCCAGAUGGCCCCCAUGACUCUCAGGUGGAGCGUUGAACUCUGUCAACACACUGUAAAUGAGGCUGUGAACAUCAUGCGCUCUGUAGCCUGUCCUCCUUCUGUGGUGAUGGACGCCAUGUUUUGCAACCUGUGUCACUGAUGGACGGCAACUGCUCUUUCUUUCUUUCUUUUUGGGGUCACUGCCACCUUCCUUGCCAGCAGCCGGACGACAGUUUGGAGAAAGUGAUCAAGGACACGGAAUCGCUCUUCAAAAGCAGGGAGAAGGAAUAUCAGGAAACCAUCGACCAAAUUGAGGUGGGGGAAAGAAGAGUGUGCAAGGAAAUAAAUGCUGGAGAUGAGCUAAUAGCUCCCUGCCACCACCAGAAAAGGAAGGAAACCCAUGGGGAUCAGGGUUAGAUGGUCACAUGGCUUGGUGGGGGCUGGCUCAGCUCAGGGGGGCACGUCAGGUGGGGCAUCAGUGGCAUAUUGCAGCACCGAAUUUAGGGUGGUUCACCCUCACGGCACCAAGCCGAAGGUGUACAAAAUUGAGAAGAUUCGCAAUUGAAAAGAUCCAUUUGGGGGAGCCAAAUUUUGGCCUCACACAGGGGGCUAUAUUGUGAAAUAUUAUACCAAAGCCCGUCCCAACAUCUGGCAAAUUGCAAAGAUCAUUGGGCAGAGGGAAUCCCAUUGCCUCCCUCACAAGUUCUUGGGUGAAUAAUAGAGUCCAGGGAAAGGGGCAGCUUUGUUCUGUGUAUCUACUCAGGUCUUUAAAUGUUUUUCCCAUUUAACACCCCUUCUCCUCACUGCAUUUGAUAGUACAGAAUGGAAGAAAGGGCUUCUAUAUCUCAGGGAUUAUACAGUGAGGAGCAGACAGGUCUCCCUCCCAAAAGGCUUCCUGCUUCUCAAUUCAGCUCUAAAUUGUAGUUUGGAAUUGUUUUGUUCUUGCCAAUAAGAAGGUCGGCAGUUCAAGUCUGCGAUGGGGUGAGCUCCCGUUGCUCCUUCCCAGCUCCUGCCAAUCUAGCAGUUCAAAGCACGGCAGUGCAAGUAGAUAAAUAGGUACCGCUGCAGUUGCGCCAGAAGUGGUUUAGUCUUGCUGGCCUCAUGACCUGAAAAGCUGUCUGUGGGCAAACGCUGGCUCCCUCGGCCUGAAAACAAGAUGAGCGCUGCAACCCCAUAGUCACCUUCUACUGGACUUAACAGUCCAGGGGUCCUUUACCUUCAUAGCUGUCAACAUUUUCCUUUUUAAAUGGAAAUUCCCUUAUUCCGAAUAGGAUUCCUCGCAAGAAAAGGGAAAAGUUGACAGCUAUGUUUACCUUUAAAAAGGUAAAGGGACCCCUGACCAUUAGGUCCAGUCAUGACCGACUCUGGGGUUGCAGCGCUUAUCUCGCUUUAUUGGCCGAGGGAGCCGGCGUACAGCUUCCAGGUCAUGUGGCCAGCAUGACUAAGCCACUUCUGGUGAACCAGAGCAGCGCACGGAAACGCCGUUUACCUUCCCGCCGGAGCAGUACCUAUUUAUCUACUUCCACUUUGACGUGCUUUUGAACUGCUAGGUUGGCAGGAGCAGGGACCGAGCAAUGGGAGCUCACCCUGUCACGAGGAUUCGAACCGCCGACCUUCUGAUCGGCAAGUCCUAGGCUCAGUGGUUUAACCCACAGCGCCACCCUUAUGUUUACCUUUACCUUUUACCUAUCACAUAAAGUUAAGAGUUGCAUCCAGCAGACAUGGGAAAGGGUUUUUGUUUUGUUUUUUGAGAUGGGGUGGAUCUGGAUUGCUCUUGGCAGGAUGAGUGCCCCUGAAACUCCUCUCUUCCUCAGCUGGAGUUGGCCACAGCAAAGAACGACAUGAACCGGCACCUGCACGAGUACAUGGAGAUGUGUAGCAUGAAGCGAGGCCUGGACGUGCAAAUGGAGACUUGCCGCCGCCUCAUCACCCAGUCGGGAGACAGGUGAGCUCCUCUAGUGGGGAUCUAGACCAGGCCCUAGUCCUUGCUGUGGGAAGGGUACACCGGUGGGAGGGGGGGCGUCUGCAGGGCCUUGUCGAUUGUCUUCCCUGUUGUGGGAGGGGAGGGGAGUGUGUGUGUGUCCGUGGGGGGCGAGGGGGAGGCGGAGGCAAAUUUGGGCUGGAUUCUGAGUGAUUGGCUGUAACCCCCCCUUGCAGACUUACAGGAGUUGUGUUUCGUGCCAUGUGUCUCUAGAAGGUGACGCAGUUCCGACAGGCGCAGUCGCCGUCGAAAGAGAGCUUCGGCCGGACAAAGAGAAGCAUCGCCGACGUGCUGGGCUUUUUUGGCACUGGUUCAUGGGACAAUAAAUUCAGUGCAGCACUGGGCUUGGGGAGGAUGUCCGUGCUGUGCCCCCAUUCCUUCUCAACCCUGGGCUUGGCAAGAUUCCUAAGGAAGCUCCCUCAUGCCCCCCUGUGCGCCCCAUUCCCUCCUCUCUCUGUGCCCUGCAAUUGCAUCCACUGUAGCCAGAAACUGCCUCCCUCUCCGUUCCAGAGCGCUCUCCUGUGCUUCCUUCUCUGCCCGCCGCGAGCCUUUGUUACAGGCGCCCACUGGACCCUCCCGCCGUGUGUGUCCCCCCCCCCCAGCCCUAGUGCGCAUGUGACCCCCGCCCUUUUUUUCUUUCAGAAAAUCUCCUGCUUUCACUCCGGUCUCGAAAAGUGAAUCGGCUCCAAGCGAGGAAAAGGAGGAGUCCGAUCGUGACCUCCCAAGCGAUGCCUCCAUAAGAUAAUGAGGGGGGAAUCUGCCCCCUCUGCAUCUCUCUCCUGGCCCAGGAGUUGUGAGCGUGCCGUUGGGGGGGUGGGGGAAAGCCAUGCCCUCGCUGUGGCUGUGCCGGACGGAAGGGAACCAGGAGCCCCACCCCGCUAGAGUCCUGCCACACAAUCCUGCCUCCGCAAUCUGGAGGUGCAGCUAGAUAAGUCGGCCAUCGGGAGCCUGUUCCUUCCUCCUCCUCCUCCUCUCCUCUUCUGCCCCUCUGUACUUAUGUGGGCUUUAGUGGGGCAGCACCCGCCUUAUUGCAACCUCUACUCCUGGGUUCUGCCUCAGGAAGGGCCCCCCCCACCCCACUUCGCCACCUAGUAUAUGUGAUUUGCCUCCCCAUGCUACACAUACACACACACAAGCCGAACUGGAUCCGUUCCUCUCUGCAAAACUUGAACCUCAUCUCGGUGCCAAGUGGGCUUAAAGGCUGGACUCUGUUCUCUGAACAGGCAGAAGUGCAUUUGGGCAGCGCGCCCCCCCCAAGGCCACGUUGCCCCCCGACAGCAAGAGCCUCUCCUCGUGCGCGGAUGAAGAACGAGCCGCGGUCUCCUUCGCCCCCACCUCUCCGCCCUUGCGUUCUGCUUAGUCGCGCUUCCGCGGCGCAAACAAUGUCUGCGAUGUGCUAUGUCUGGAAACGAGGAACAUUAAAUGGAUUUGACGUCCUUUUCUACGGGCUGUUGUGCGCGUGAGAUUUUGUGAGCCGCGCGGCGGGUGCUGCGGACGCGGGAGCUCUUGGUGCAGGUAUUAUGGGAAGCCACGAGCUGUUCUUUUAAAAAAACAAACAAUUUUAUUAAAGGUUUUCAGCAUAUAAUGC